UAGUCAUUCUGUUUAUACAAGUUAAGGUCGUGUGUAGUCCCCAGCGUGUACCGCCUGGCGACUGGCACACACGCAAACGUACUGUCACAUUUUUAGGUCUCCCGUAGCAACUUUCUUUACCCUUAGACAGGUAAUCCGUGCCACACGGAGAUCACAGUUCAUGCAGUGCAGUUGGAAGAGCUGAUACCGUGGAGACUUUGGAAAAAUGGGUUCGGAGAGCAAGGAUGUGACGUCAUCGAACGCUGAGGAGACAAAAUCAGGCCAGGUCUCGAAAAAGGGAAGCUGCUGUCUGCUGGCCGACAAGAUCCCGGCUCGAUACAUCUUGUCGGGCUUGUUUUUCCUGGGCAUCGUUACGUUAGUCCCAACCAGGAACGGAUUCAGCGUCGCCAUCGUGGUCAUGGUGAACAGUUCAUCGUCUGCUUCACCUGUCAAUCAAACUGCUCCCUACCAACUCUGUCCCAGCAGCGGGGCUGGAAAUACUUCCGCACAGAGCGAGGAGGGAGAACUGGAGUGGAGUGCGAGUCUGAGAGGAACUCUACUGGGAGCGUACUAUUAUGGCUACAUCAUCACUCAGGUGGUAGGUGGUGUGUUGGAGCAGAAGUUGGGCGGCAAACUCGUGUACGGGACGGGCAUGUUGGCCGUUGCUGCCCUGGACGCUCUUGGUCCCGUGGCUUCCAGGGCCAGCCCUUGGGCGAUGUUUGCUGUCAGAUUCAUCAUGGGUCUGGUGUCUGGAGUUCUGUUCCCCACCAUGUACGGAGUCUGGGGCCGAUGGGCUCCCCCUACCGACAGGACAAAACUUCUGGCGUUUUGCUACAUAGGUUUGCCCCUUGGCAGCAUCAUCAACUACCCACUGGCGUCCUUCCUAGCUGCUGAGCUGGGCUGGGAGGCUAUCUUCUAUAUUCCUGGAGGUUUUGUAGCAGUCUGGCUUGUAUUUUGGCUCCUCCUGGCUUACGACUCGCCUGCAAAACAUCCGCGGAUCCUGGAGGAAGAACAGAAGUACAUAGAAGACAGUAUCGGGGGAAAAGUACAACAGAAACCAAGAGUUCCUUGGCUGAAAGUAUUGUCGUCACUUCCGGCCUGGGCUCUCAUCGUCGGUCAAUUCUCUUCCAACUGGGGGAACUACUUCUUGCUUACCCAACUGCCGAACUACAUGAAGAAUGUGCUGGGGUUCAACAUUACAACGAACGGUUUGCUGUCUGCUCUUCCGUUCGUCCUCGCCAUGGUCUCCAUGUUGGCGUCAAGCGUUGCAGCUGACCGCUUGAUCCAAAACGGGAGGAUUCCCAAGGUGUGGAUAAGGAGGGGAUUCGUUAUCACAGGAUUUUCCGGCAUGGUGAUCUGCGGAGUGAUCCUGGCGAACCUGAGCGGAUGUAACCCUGUCGCUGCCGUUGCCUUGCUGUGUCUUAUCCAGUUCUUCAAUGCUCUGACGACAGCAGGCAUGCGCGCAGUCCAUGUUGAAUUCGCGCCCAGGUUCAGUGGGGUGACCUUCGCCCUGGCCAACACGGCAGGGACUCUUCCAGGGAUCUUCGCUCCUCUGUUGGUCGGAUUCAUAACAGAGAAUGAUCCAACUCUCGCUGCCUGGAUGAAAAUCUUCUACAUAGGAGCGGCUCUUCAGGGUGUGGGAGGGAUUUUCACCGUGGUGUUCAUGCGCACUGACGUCCAGCCCUGGGCUCGGGAAGAGGCCGACCAAGAAGCCAACAUCGCUGAAAAGCUUGCCGACAAGAUCCCGGCUCGAUAUAUUUUGUCGGGCUUGUUCUUCCUGGGCAUCCUUACGUUAGUCCCAACCAGGAACGGAUUCAGCGUCGCCAUCGUGGUCAUGGUGAACAGUUCAUCGUCUGCUUCACCUGUCAAUCAAACUGCUCCCUACCAACUCUGUCCCAGCAGCGGGGCUGGAAAUACUUCCGCACAGAACGAAGAAGGAGAACUGGAAUGGAGUCCAAGUGUGAGAGGAAUUCUACUGGGGGCGUACUAUUAUGGUUACAUCAUCACUCAGGUGGUAGGUGGCGUGUUGGAGCAGAAGUUGGGCGGCAAACUCGUGUACGGGACGGGCAUGUUGGCCAUAGCUGCCCUGGACGCCCUUGGUCCCGUGGCCUCCAGGGCCAGUCCUUGGGCGAUGUUUGCUGUCAGAUUCAUCAUGGGUCUGGUGUCUGGAGUUCUGUUCCCCACUAUGUACGGAGUCUGGGGCCGAUGGGCUCCUGCUACCGACAGGACAAAACUUCUGGCGUUUUGCUACAUAGGGUUGCCCAUUGGUAACAUAAUCAACUACCCACUGGCGUCCUUCCUAGCUGCUGAGCUGGGCUGGGAGACUAUCUUCUAUAUUCCUGGGGGUUUUGUAGCAGUCUGGCUCGUAUUUUGGCUCCUCCUGGCUUACGACUCGCCUGCAAAACAUCCGCGGAUCCUGGAGGAAGAACAGAAGUACAUCGAAGAAAGUAUCGGGGGAAAAGUACAACAGAAACCAAGAGUUCCUUGGCUGAAAGUAUUGUCGUCACUUCCGGCCUGGGCUCUCAUCGUCGGUCAAUUCUCUUCCAACUGGGGCAACUACUUCUUGCUUACCCAACUGCCGAACUACAUGAAGAAUGUGCUGGGAUUCAACAUUAGAACGAACGGUCUGCUGUCUGCUCUUCCGUUCGUCCUCGCCAUGGUCUCCAUGUUGGUGUCAAGCGUGGCAGCUGACCGCUUGAUCCAAAACGGGAAGAUUCCCAAGGUGUGGAUAAGGAGGGGAUUCGUUAUCGCAGGAUUUUCCGGCAUGGUGAUCUGCGGAGUGAUCCUGGCGAACCUGAGCGGAUGUAACCCUGUCGCUGCCGUUGCCCUGCUGUGUCUUAUCCAGUUCUUCAACUCCCUGACGACAGCAGGCAUGCGGGCAGUCCAUGUUGAGUUCGCGCCCAGGUUCAGCGGGGUGACCUUCGCCCUGGCCAACACGGCAGGGACUCUUCCACUAGGGAUCUUCGCUCCUCUGUUGGUCGGAUUCAUAACAGAGAAUGAUCCAACCCUCGCGGCCUGGAUGAAAAUCUUCUACAUAGGAGCGGCUCUUCAGGCUGUGGGGGGAAUUUUCAUCGUGGUGUUCAUGCGCACUGACGUCCAGCCCUGGGCUCGGGGAGAGGACAAAGAGGUCUUUAUAAAUAAACUGGCCGACAAAAUCCCUGCUCGAUACAUCUUGUCGGGCUUGUUUUUCUUCGGCGUUGUUUCGCUAGUCACAGCCAGGAACGGAUUCAGCGUCGCCAUCGUGGUCAUGGUGAACAGUUCAUCGUCUGCUUCACCUGUCAAUCAAACUGGGACCUACCAACUCUGUCCGAGCAGCGGGGCUGGAAAUACUUCCGCACAGAACGAGGAGGGAGAACUGGAAUGGAGUAAGAGUCUGAGGGGGAUUCUUUUGGGGGCGUACUAUUAUGGCUACAUCAUCACUCAGGUGGUAGGCGGUGUGUUGGAGCAGAAGUUGGGCGGCAAACUCGUGUACGGGACGGGCAUGUUGGCCAUAGCUGCCCUGGACGCUCUUGGUCCCGUGGCCUCCAGGGCCAGCCCUUGGGCGAUGUUUGCUGUCAGAUUCAUCAUGGGCCUAGUAUCUGGAGUUCUGUUCCCCACCAUGUUUGGAGUCUGGGGCCGAUGGGCUCCUCCAACCGAAAGGACGAAACUUAUGGCAAUUUGCUACAUAGGGUUGCCCAUUGGUAACAUGAUCAACUACCCGCUGGCUUCCUCCCUCGCUGCUGAGUUGGGGUGGGAGACUAUCUUCUAUAUGCCUGGACUUUUUGUAGCAGUCUGGCUCGUAUUUUGGCUCAUCCUGGGUUACGACUCGCCUGCAAAACAUCCGCGGAUCCUGGAGGAAGAACAGAAGUACAUAGAAGACAGUAUCGGGGGAAAAGUACAACAGAAACCAAGAGUUCCUUGGCUGAAAGUAUUCUCGUCCCUUCCGGCCUGGGCUCUCAUUAUUGGACAACUCUCUUCAAAUUGGUGCAAAUACUUCUUGCUGACGCAACUGCCGAACUACAUGAAGAAUGUGCUGGGUUUCAACAUCAAAACGAACGGCUUGCUGUCCGCUCUUCCGUACUUUCUGGCCACGAUCUCCAUGUUGGCGUCAAGCGUUGCAGCAGACCGCUUGAUUGAAGGCGGGAAAAUUCCCAAGGUGUGGAUAAGAAGGGGAUUCGCUAUCACAGGAUUUUCCGGCAUGGUGAUCUGCGGAGUGAUCCUGGCGAACCUGAGCGGAUGUAACCCUGUCGUUGCCGUUGCCUUGCUGUGUCUCUCUGAGGCCUUUAACUCCCUGACGACAGCAGGCAUGCGGGCGGUCCAUGUGGAGUUCGCGCCCAGGUUCAGCGGGGUGACUUUUGGAAUGGCCAACACGGCAGGGACCCUGCCGGGCAUCUUCGCUCCUCUGUUGGUCGGAUUCAUAACAGAGAAUGAUCCAACCCUCGCUGCCUGGACGAAAAUCUUCUACAUAGGAGCGGCUCUUCAGGGUGUGGGAGGGAUUUUCACCGUGGUGUUUAUGAGCACUGACGUCCAGCCCUGGGCUCGGGAAGAAACCAACAUCGAUGAAAAGGGGACGGAGCUGACUGGUUCCAAAGACCUCAUCAUUGCUAAUGAACACGCCGAGAUGCCGACACAAGUACAAGAUUCAAGACAAGUGGCUCCUGAUGAAGUCAGGAUUGGUGAUGAUGGCUGUCAUCCUUCUCUUCUUCCUUCACUCCUUUGUUCCCAGCCUGCAUCUCAAUCUAGGAUUGGUUUUCCCAUGAUGGUUGUGACAACGCUGGUGGCCAUGAUCUACCUCCUGAUCUGCCACGGCGUGAUCGGCUGGGACGUCCCGACAAACAGCACACCGCCGCUGUUCUCACAGUCUGUGGUGUAGGACAGUACAGCACUACCAUUGUUCACCAUGUAUGUACACUAUAGGAUAGCACAGCUAAAGUAGUACUGUGACAGUACUCCUGUUCAGUCUGUUACAGUCUUCUACAGAUCAGCCAUAUGCCUUUCUAAGAACUGUGUCCUACCUACAUGCCUCAUUGCCUGACCAAAUCAUAAUUCUACAUUCAACACUGUCAUUGUUGACCACUCAAGCUGCUAUUGAAAUUCAGGUUUGAUGUUGAAGGGACCAAGUUCAACACUCAGGAUGGCCAAAAGUCACUGUAUUGCCUUUUGAGAAAAAAGUGGAAGGAAUCUAGCUGUUCAUCAAAAGGACUAAAUGUCAAUGUUCUAAAAUGUCUUACCAGUAUAGUAGCUGGUACUGUAAUAUAUUUGUGAAUAUGAUUUUGUAAUUUUCUGAUCACUAUUUUUAUUUUGUCACUUUGUACUUUUAUCUUCCAACAAAUACAUGACUGUCUUGGUACCAAAGAGAAAGUGAGGAAUACUGUAAGCUAUAAUAUUGACCAUAUCAUCAUCCAUCAUUGUAUCUCUGUUAUUUUGACCAAGACACUCAUAAUCAAGAGAGUUAUCUUAAGGAAGAGCUGAAAUCAUAAU
Molecule: messenger RNA, 5439 nt
Organism: Branchiostoma belcheri (Belcher's lancelet)
Lineage: Eukaryota; Metazoa; Chordata; Leptocardii; Amphioxiformes; Branchiostomatidae
Biological process (GO): transmembrane transport; monoatomic anion transport
Molecular function (GO): transmembrane transporter activity
Source: RefSeq, a predicted model, not a curated record